Mya arenaria is the source of this 1389-nucleotide messenger RNA. RefSeq lists its product as uncharacterized. The transcript has 4 exons. The record is from RefSeq and is a predicted model, not a curated record. Bases 576 to 1163 code for a protein of 195 amino acids. Lineage: Eukaryota; Metazoa; Mollusca; Bivalvia; Myida; Myidae.
UUUUCUUCAGAGUGAACCUAGUAUUACAAGUCAGAUGUAAUGUAUAUAGAUAUCCCCCUCCACAAUGUUUUUCUGUGUUAAAUUUAACUAGCACAGUUUAUGCACUAGCGAUUACUUUGUUUCUCAAGGAGCAAUAUAAACAGUUUUGAACGUGUGUUGUGUUUAUUUUCCAAACAAAAUACUACAUAAGAAUGAUCGACUGAUUACGUCGAAACUUCUAUACAAUAUGGAUGUGUUUGUUUAUAAUAAAUCAUGCCAUAAUGCUUCUUUUGAGAUUUCAAAGAAAACCAUGAAUUCUCAAUUAUUCUCGCAAAACUCAUGUAACUGAGGAUAUACAUGUGUAUAAUUUAGAAUUAGUUUUGACUGUUGUUCAUAUAAUUCAUCCGUGUUAGUUAGGUUGGUCAAAGGGAGUAAACUCGAAAAUGGCAAUAUUAAGAUAUUUAACAAAUGGGUCAAAGACGCUUGACGCUUGACACACUUCAUCGAAUAUUCAAUACUCAAGCGAGUUAAAUCAAACUUCGAGGCGGUAGUGGGAGUAAUUGAAUGUAAAUGCGCGGAUAUAAAUAAGUUUAAAUAUGUCUGCAAUGGACAAAGGUAUUCCAAGCUGGGUAUACAAGUGGUUGGUGAUUGUGAUGGUCAUUGGCUUCUAUGACGGUCUGUUCUGUGUUCUGCGGCCGUACUCGCUUCCAGGGGGAUGUCUAGAGAUGAUCUUCUAUGGACAUAAAUAUUACAUUCAAUGGGAUACGCAUUAUGCAGACACUUCAGACUCCUUCAUUUGGACGCAAGGAUUGGGGAACAUCAUAGAAGCAUUGAUCAUCCUUGGUAUCCUUCUCAACCAGAUCAAGACUAUUCGACUGCAAAAGAUGUUGAUCAUAGUGGUCAGUGUAAUGACCGCUUGGAAGACAGUCAUGUUCAUGAUCUAUUCUCUUGAUAUUGGACUUGGGGGUCAUUCAUUUGACCUGGUUGCGGAAAUUGUUGUGUUUGUACCUGCACUGCCGUGGCUUUUCGUUCCUACCUAUAUUGCAUGGCUUCUUACAAAUGAUUUUUUGCCACAGUCGAGCAAGAAAUAUCUUAAUGACACUGUUUCGUCAAGGAACGAUUUGGACUCACCGGAUGCCUCUUUAAGACGGCGACAUUACAACCUCAGAAACUCAAAGAAAUAACACUUGCAAGUUCAUGACUGCAUAUCAAAGCAAAUACGUUGAAUAAUAUUUUCAAAUGGCAUAUUCUCAAGGCAGCUACGCUUUCAUCCACUUUUCAGCCAUAACAUCAAAACGUCCGAAAUCGCUUACGUGCAUGUGAUCCUAUAAUUAUGGAAAUGUAAGAUGAAUGUGUAUGUGUGUACGUUAUUGUAUUUUUUAUGUUCCUUUUUACAUAUACAAUAAAAUA